This is a messenger RNA of Patella vulgata (common limpet), 1244 nucleotides long. RefSeq names its product polyglutamine-binding protein 1. Bases 110 to 1069 code for a protein of 319 amino acids. Gene Ontology annotation, cellular component: nuclear body; cytoplasm. NCBI's taxonomy places the organism in Eukaryota, Metazoa, Mollusca, Gastropoda, Patellidae. The record is from RefSeq and is a predicted model, not a curated record. Gene Ontology annotation, molecular function: protein binding; ribonucleoprotein complex binding. Gene Ontology annotation, biological process: alternative mRNA splicing, via spliceosome. The transcript has 7 exons.
UAACAAUAGUGGUAGUUAUCUCCCUUGUACCAACUUUAUAUUUUGCACUAUAUUUUAUAAAGAAGAUAUUUAUUGCCAAUUGCAGGUCUUGGAAGUCAAAGUAUUUGUUAUGCCACUACCACCAGCAUUAGCAGCUCGGCUUGCUAAAAGAGGAAUAGUAAAAGAUACACCUAAACCACCCCCACCACCUUUUAAAGAGGCUAAAAAAAAUGAUGAUGAAGAAGUAUUUGCUGAAGAUUAUGAUGACAUGCGAAAAUCAGACCACCCCCAAAUUCCAGAACAAUAUACAAUACCCGAACCUGUAGCAAAACCUAUUAUACAGGUAGAAGAAGAGGAAGAAGACUAUGAUCCUAACGAACCAAUCAUUACAGAAGUCAUAAACUGUCCAUUUAAAAUUAACCCUUAUCAUGAAUGUACCGAUUAUUGCAAAAAUACAUAUGGACUUAAACCGUUUGAACCAGAAUCUAAAAUGUUAAAAUUACGAGAACGAAUGUUACGGAAAUAUCCAUUACCAGAUAAUUGGCGAGAAGUAGCUGAUCCACUUUCAAAUCGUUAUUAUUAUUGGAAUAUGAUGUCAGAUCAAGUUUGUUGGUUGUCACCAUUACAUCCUAGAGCUACUGUUACAUUACCAGCUGAAAGAUUAAAAGGUUUAUUAGAUGACAAAGAUAAUUUAUCUGACCAGGAAGAUGAUGAGAAAAUGGAAGAAGGAAGUGAUUUGAGUGAUGACGACAGUAUGUCUGGCUCUGAUUCAGAAGAAGAUGUAAUAAUGCCUGAUAAAAAUAAUAAAAAGAAAUCACAAGAUUAUGGAGGAAGACAAAACAGAGAUGAUGAUCGGGGUAGAGGAAGAGGCAGGAGGGGCGGAAGAAAACAAAGAGAUGAACUUGAUCCUAUGGACCCUGCAUCCUAUUCGGAAGCCCCUAGGGGUACUUGGAGUAGUGGUUUGGAUCAAAGAGGAUCAGCUAAAACAGGUGUGGAUGCCACAGCUUCGGGUCCACUAUUUCAACAAAGACCGUAUCCUAGUCCUGGUGCUGUAUUACGUGCUAAUAGACAGAUGGAGGAUGAUAAAUAACUGAACAUACCUGAAUCAAGGAACAAUAUUCCUGUACAUGAUCAUACAUGCAGGAAAAUAACAAUAAAGCUACCUGUGAACUGUUAGUUAAUGGAUAUUCUCUGCUGUGAAUUAUCUGUAUGUUGAAAGCAUCACUUAUUUAAUGAGACAUCUUAAUAUAAAAUGUAUGUGAAGA